Molecule: messenger RNA, 2335 nt
Organism: Daucus carota subsp. sativus
Lineage: Eukaryota; Viridiplantae; Streptophyta; Magnoliopsida; Apiales; Apiaceae
Product: ABC transporter F family member 1
Exons: 6
Coding region: 179-1960 (593 amino acids)
Molecular function (GO): ATP binding; ATP hydrolysis activity
Source: RefSeq, a predicted model, not a curated record
GGUUUGACCUAACUAACCUUAACACCGCAUCCCCAAUAUAUCAUCGACGCAUGAUACAACAACACGUAACCCUCCACCAAAACCCUUAUUAUAAUAUAACACACACAUAUAUAUUCUUCUCGAACACCCCAGAUCUUCAAACCCUUGUUCCAUCUCUCUAGGAUCAAGAAGAAAGAAGAUGGUGUCUGAUGCAAGCAAAAAGAAGGCUGCCCAGAAGAAGGCAGCUGCGGCAGCCAAAAGGGGUGGCAAAUCUGUUGCUGCUGCUAUUGCCAAGGUUUCCAGCAGUACUAGUACCGAUAAUUUGAGUAGUAGGGUUGAAAAUCUUCAGAUUUCUGAUCGGACCUGUACUGGGGUUCUCUGUUCUCACCCUCUUUCCAGAGAUAUUCGUAUAGAGUCGCUGUCUCUGACCUUUCAUGGACAUGAUCUUAUUGUUGAUUCUGAGCUGGAGCUUAAUUAUGGCAGACGAUAUGGUUUGCUCGGACUUAAUGGCUGCGGAAAAUCUACUCUACUUACAGCUAUAGGGCGCCGAGAACUUCCGAUUCCUGAUCACAUGGAUAUUUUUCAUCUCACGAGGGAGAUUGAAGCAUCUGAUAUGUCUUCACUCCAGGCUGUGAUAAAUUGUGAUGAAGAGAAGAUUAAACUGGAGAAAGAAGCUGAAGUUUUGGCCGCUCAGGAUGAUGGUGGAGGAGAAGCUCUUGAGCGCAUAUAUGAGCGUUUGGAUGCAAUGGAUGCAGCAACUGCUGAGAAACGUGCUGCUGAAAUAUUAUUUGGUCUUGGUUUUACCAAAGAGAUGCAAGCGAAGAAAACCCGGGACUUUUCUGGUGGAUGGAGAAUGAGGAUUGCUUUAGCACGUGCCCUGUUUAUGAACCCGACUAUCUUGUUGCUUGACGAGCCUACUAAUCAUCUUGAUUUAGAAGCUUGUGUGUGGCUGGAAGAGAUGCUGAAGAAAUUCGAGCGUAUCUUGGUGGUUGUUUCUCACUCCCAGGACUUUCUAAAUGGUGUCUGCACAAAUAUCAUACACAUGCAGAGCAGACAGUUGAAAAUGUAUACAGGAAACUUUGACCAAUAUGUUCAAACCCGUUCAGAACUCGAGGAGAACCAGAUGAAGCAGUACAAGUGGGAGCAGGAUCAGAUUGCUAAUAUGAAAGAGUACAUUGCUCGAUUUGGGCAUGGUUCAGCUAAAUUAGCUCGCCAGGCACAGAGCAAAGAAAAAACUUUAGCAAAAAUGGAGCGUGGUGGCCUCACGCAGAAAGUGGUCAGGGACCAUGUUCUGGUUUUCCGAUUCGUUGAUGUAGGGAAACUUCCACCACCAGUGUUGCAGUUUGUGGAAGUUUCGUUUGGCUAUACCCCAGAUAACCUCAUCUACAAGAACAUUGAGUUUGGUGUCGAUCUUGACUCAAGGAUCGCAUUGGUUGGACCCAAUGGUGCUGGGAAGAGUACAUUGCUGAAGCUGAUGACAGGGGAUCUGGUUCCCAACGAGGGCAUGGUACGUCGGCACAAUCACUUGCGCAUUGCCCAAUUCCAUCAACACUUGACAGAGAAACUUGACAUGGAAAUGUCGGCUCUCCAGUUCAUGAUAAGUGAGUACCCUGGAAAUGAGGAAGAGAAGAUGAGGGCAGCCAUUGGGAGGUUUGGGCUAACUGGGAAAGCUCAAGUAAUGCCAAUGAAGAACUUGUCAGAUGGGCAAAGAAGUCGUGUGAUUUUUGCCUGGUUAGCGUACAGGCAGCCCCAGAUGUUGCUCCUGGACGAGCCAACUAACCAUUUGGACAUUGAGACUAUAGACUCGCUUGCUGAGGCAUUGAAGGAGUGGGAUGGAGGCUUGGUUCUCGUAAGCCAUGACUUCAGGCUUAUAAACCAAGUGGCAAAAGAAAUCUGGGUGUGUGAAAAUCAAGCUGUGACCCCCUGGUCUGGUGAUAUCAUGGGUUUCAAAGCACACUUAAAAAAACAAGCUGGUCUAUAAAUUGGAAGGGUCAGAUAUGUUUUGAUUUACAUAUAUUAAUAUAUUCUUUGUUGAGGUAAUUGUACUAGGCUUGCAGUUAUGAAAUCGCAUUUUCGGAGUUCGGAGUAAUACGCUUGUAUGUUCUCUCACAUGGAUGAUGAUGAAAGCCGGAGGAACAGCGAGAUUCUUCAAUACCAUUACAAUAUUAUUUUAAAUGUGAGGUUUGUACUGCUAUCGGUAUUUUUCAGCUGAUAUAGUAGUAGCUCAGUUUACAUUUAGCUUUGUGUUGGAACUAUUUUUGCAUUUAGUCUUGGUUUGAGCCCAGAAAUAUACUUGAGGUGGAUGUGAAAGCUAUCUAUUUGAUCAUUUAUAUUAUGAAUCAUCUAUUCUUGCCAA